Suricata suricatta (meerkat) is the source of this 386-nucleotide messenger RNA. Its product is annotated as regulating synaptic membrane exocytosis protein 1. Bases 48 to 386 code for a protein of 112 amino acids. The transcript has 4 exons. The record is from RefSeq and is a predicted model, not a curated record. Lineage: Eukaryota; Metazoa; Chordata; Mammalia; Carnivora; Herpestidae.
CAAAAGCCCAGGCUCAGUUUUAGAGCCUGGGAACCGUGUCUCCGAAAAUGACAGCUAGAGCUUUCUGGCUCCUCUGUUUGAUCCUUGGAUCAUCUCCCGAAGCCCCAGUGGCGGAGAGAAAAGGGCUCCCGGCCUCCCCAGCUCUCCUCGCGCAGCCUCGCCGCCCCACAACAGGAAGCCCGACCCCGGCGGCGGUCCGAGUGCGGAGGAGACGCCGGGGCCCCGGGCGCAGCCGGUCCCUGAAGCCCCGCGGCGGCCGCGCGCAGCCGAAACCGCUCCCCGCGCUUGGACCGACCCCUCCUCCCGGGCCCGGGCUGCAGAGCCCAGGCCGCGAGGCGAGCCUUUCCGAGCCCAGAGCGGCGGGCUGUGCUCGCGGACUCCCCUAG